Messenger RNA from Drosophila arizonae, 2656 nucleotides. RefSeq names its product Organic anion transporting polypeptide 33Eb (gene Oatp33Eb). The record is from RefSeq and is a predicted model, not a curated record. Lineage: Eukaryota; Metazoa; Arthropoda; Insecta; Diptera; Drosophilidae. Gene Ontology annotation, molecular function: protein binding. Gene Ontology annotation, biological process: transmembrane transport; sodium-independent organic anion transport. Gene Ontology annotation, cellular component: basolateral plasma membrane.
GCAGUUAGUCGCCCAUUGACAAUUGCUUCGAAUAGUCGCGCGAAUAUGAAACGAAUUAACUCCAAAGCUAAAUAAAACAAUUACAUAUAAAAACGAAUCAUUUGAAUCAUUCAAUCAUCGAAUUUCGAAUAGUGUAACUGAAAAUGGUGCAGAAUACGCGCAGCUCCGACUUAUCGCAGAUUGCCGUCAAUGCCAACAAUAUACCCGAUGACAGCGUUGAUUGCGGCAUCAAGGGUCUGGGCUGGUGUCGCGGCCCCGCCUGCCAGAAAUACGCCCGCCUGCGCACCUUCACCAUUGUCCUGCUCUGCUCGGGGCUGCUGCAAGGCGCCUGCGAGCUCUACUUCCGUGUCUCGGCCAAGCAGGCGGCCUUCCAGUACGGCUACAAUCCUCUGUUAGUCGAUUGGCUUCUGGUCAGCAGUGGGCUAUUCCAGGCGGUGUUUGCCUUGGCCUUUGCCUACUGGGCGGACGUCUACCAUCCGAUCAAGUGGCUGGUGGGCACGCUGAUGCUGCAGUCGGUGGCCUGUGUGAUUACAGUGAUACCCGCUAUAAUGAACUUUGCUAAUGGCGUCAAGUCGGAGGAUGCUCUGGUGGAUGCGAAUCUCUGCACCACCUCGCUGGCCCAGUUCCAGAGGCUGACGCUGACCGAGGUGCAGAGCAGCACCCUGACGCUGGCGAUGCUGUUCGUGCUGCAGCUGGCCUUGGGCAUGGGCUCGCUCGCUUUCUACACGGUGGGCGUCAGCUACAUCGACGACAACUCGCUCUCGCAGGACAGUCCGGCGGUGAUUGCGGUUGUGCUCGCUGCUCGACCCCUUGGCCAGCAGGUGGGCUCGUUCCUCGUGCUGGGCGUGGGCCUGACCCAUGUGGGCUGGUGGCUGGGCUGGAUUGUGCUCGCGCCGCUGAUCUUUGUGGGCGCCGUGCUGCUGGGGCUCUUUCCCAAGCGCCUGCCCAAGACGGUGAUCCAUCAGGCGGCACAGCGCAUCAUUGAGCAGUCGAACAUGAGGAGCUUUGGCAGCCAGUUCUCGACCUACCUCGACGACUCGGACUUCUGGCCAUCGCUGAAGCGCUUGUUCAACAAUCGCCUGCUCAUGUUCAACCUGUUGAGCAUCAUGUUCCUGCAGAGCGGCGUCCUCAACUAUGGCCUGCAGGAGGAGAGCUAUCUGCAGAGCCGCUUCUUUCUGCCCUUCAACGAGCAGGACGGGCUCACGCAGGAGUGGCGGGCGGCCUUCGUCUCGUACUUCCUGCGGCCGCCCGUUAUGGCUGUGGGCAUGCUCAUCGCCGGCCUGAUCAUAUCGAAGGCGAAACUCUCGGCGCGCACCAUCACGGGCAUCAACAUCUCCCUGGCGAUCCAUCUGGUCGUCAUCUAUGUGGCCUACGUCUUCAUCAGCUGCGACGUGGGGGCCAUUGCGGGCGUCGUGGGGGGCAAGCUCACGCAGCCGUAUUGCGCCAGCCAGUGCCUCUGCACGCCCACCGCCUUCAUGCCCGUCUGCCCGGAGAACAGCAGCAUCACCUACUUCUCGCCCUGCUAUGCGGGCUGCACCAAGCGCAGCACCAUCAACAGCUUCGAGCUCUACGAGGGCUGCUCCUGCCUCGGCGAUCAGUCGCUCAACUCGGGCGGCACUUCGCGUGCCACGCCCGGCGCCUGCAGCGCCAACAGCUGCGAGAAGACCAUCAUAAUCUUCCAGAUAUUGAGCAUAUCCGCUGCCUUCCUGCUGGGCAUGUCUAUCAUUGGCAAGACUCUGAUCACACUGCGAGCUGUUCUGCCACAGGACAAGGCCUUGGCCUUGGCCUUUGAGGUGAUGCUUGUGGGACUCUUCGCCUAUGUGCCCGUGCAUCUCAGCUACGAUCUGGUCACACGCACCACCUGUGUCUAUUGGGCGCCCAACUACGAGCGCUGUCUCCUGCGCGAGACGCCUAAGCACGGCAAUAUUCUGGACAUACUGACCGCUUCCUUGAUACUGGCCAGCGUGCUCUUCGACAUUCUGGUUUACAUCUUUGCGAAGGGCCUCAAUCUCUACAACUGCAAGGUGACGGACAACAACUACACGCCCUCGCUAUAUGCGCCCGUGCCGCACGAGGAUUCGGCUGCGGCCCGUGGAGGCAGUCCGACGAUGACGACGACAACUGUGGCCUCUGGCUCGCCCAUGCAACGUCGCGAUGCUCCGCAGGAGGCAGUUGUCGAGCCACGUCGAAUGGAAGCCAGUGUCUACAGGCAACCCAGCUCGUUGACCGAUUCAUCAGGCACCCAAAGCAUUGUAGAGCCAAAUGGUACAGGAGUGACCUAUGCCCAGGUCAUCUUUCCGCCGGACAAACGCAAGCGAGAUGAUGGCAACACGAGUCCCAAGCGUCUGGCUGUGCCUGCGAAUGUGCCACUACAUCAUCUCUCCGAAGCGGAUGUUCGCGCACAGCUGGGCACACUCAAGUCCUUCAAUGCAGCCCAGCCAGCCGUUCAAAAUACGGAUGUGAUUGAAGAGCAACCUUUGCCUGGCUACCAAGAAGCGGUUACUCCGGCUGCCAGGCCCCAGAGCCCAGAGACAGACUUCUAAACGGGACGAUCAAAUAUUUUCCCUUUUUGAUUUCUAGCAAAUAGUAUUUUAUAUGUAUACUCUUCAUGAGUUACUCGCGCUUUUAUUUUGUUUUACCAUUUACAUUUAAUUAU